Molecule: messenger RNA, 924 nt
Organism: Microthlaspi erraticum
Lineage: Eukaryota; Viridiplantae; Streptophyta; Magnoliopsida; Brassicales; Brassicaceae
Source: the annotation of a GenBank genome assembly
AUGGUCUGUUUAGAGGUGCAUAGCUCAGGAGGAAGUAGAGGAAUACUCGAGCAUUGUCACGGAUCGAGCUACGGAGGUCACUUUGCGACUUUCAAAACGCUUCCAAGGUUCUUCAAGCCGGAUUCUGGUGGCCAAGCCUUUUCAAAGACACUCACGACUUCAUUGCAAGGUAUACAUCCUGUGGCGGUUGACUAUGUGUCCAAGUGGGUCGAGGCAAUCGCUUCCCCAACGAACGAUGCCAAGGUUGUGCUCAAGCUGUUCAAAAGCAUCAUCUUCCCGAGAUAUGGAGUGCCAAGGGUUGUAAUAAGCGAUGGAGGAAGCCACUUUAUCAACAAAGUCUUCGAGAACUUGCUGAAGAAGUAUGGAGUCAAGCAUAAGGUAGCGACACCAUACCAUCCUCAGACAAGUGGUCAAGUGGAAGUGUCGAACAAGCAGAUAAAGGGGAUCCUCAGGACGAUUGUGGGAGUCACCAAGAAGGACUGGGCAGUUAAGUUGGACGACGCUCUCUGGGCUUACAGGACCGCCUAUAAGACGCCAAUAGGAAGGACGCCUUUCUCGCUCCUUUACGGGAAAUCGUGUCACCUUCCGGUGGAGAUUGAGUACAGAGCACUUGGGCAAUCAAACUGCUCAACUUCGACAUCAGAACGGACUAAGGCAUUUCACGACAAGAAAAUUGUGCCUAAGUCUUCAAGGUUGGAGAAUAUGCGCUGCUUUUCAACUCGAGAGCUAAGUUGUUCCCUGGGAAGCUCAAGUCCAAGUGGUCGGGCCCGUUUGAGAUUAAGGAACGUCCUUCCUUAUGGAGCUGUCACUUUGCUUAACCAGAAUGGCGAGGAGUUCACGGUGAAUGGCCACAAGCUCAAACCGUAUUUGGGCCAACGCAUUCAAGGAGAAGGAGUCUCAACUCCUCUUCCGGACGCCCCUUAG